AUGGUGGAUCGGCAAAAAGCACUACUAAUGAUGUUAACAGCUCUCUUAAUUUAUCCGAACGACAUUUUUGGCGACAAUCAUAUUCAGCACUCGAAGGGCGGUGCUUUUCCACCCGAAUUCGCUGAUACUAUCCAAAAUGUAACGGUAUCGCUGGGAAGGGACGCAACUUUUACGUGUCUGGUCAAUCAUUUAGGGGGCUACAGGGUUGGUUGGCUGAAAGUGGAUACUAAGGCGAUCCAGGCGAUCCACGAUCACGUAAUAACUCACAAUAACAGGGUCUCGGUAUCUCAUAGCGACCAUACUACGUGGAAUCUUCACAUAAAGAACGUACAAGAGGAAGACGAGGGACGCUACAUGUGUCAGAUUAACACAGAUCCGAUGAAAAGUCAGAUAGGUAUGUUGUCGGUUGUCGUGCCACCGGACUUUAUUCCCGAAGAAACAUCUAGUGACGUCAUGGUACGCGAAGGAGGGCAGGUGAAGCUAACGUGUCGUGCAAGAGGCGUGCCUGCACCUAGCAUAUUGUGGCGCAGAGAAGACGGGAAGAACAUUAUAAUUCGAAAACCAUUUGCAGGAAACGUCUUGAACCAGAAGUCUCAUGUGACUUCAGUGAACGAGUACCACGGCGAAGAACUAAGACUGAUGAAGAUUUCGAGGAACGAAAUGGGAGUUUAUCUGUGUAUCGCUAUCAACGGUGUGCCACCGGCAGUCAGCAAACGUAUUUCUAUCAACGUCCAUUUUUCGCCGGUAAUUCAUGUGCCUAAUCAACUGGUAGGUGCUCCUCUGGGUACGGAUGUAGUCUUGGAAUGUUUUGUCGAGGCUUCACCCAAGUCGAUUAAUUAUUGGGUCAAGGAUAACGCGAUGAUAAUAUCGAGCCAACAACAUGACGUGCAAAUAAUUGAAAAAUCAAGGUUCGAGGUCCAGAUGGUGUUAACAAUUCGCAAUUUACAAAAAGACAACGUGGGUACUUACAAGUGUAUGGCGAAAAAUUCUCUUGGUGACGUUGAGAGCAGUAUUCGAUUGUAUAAAAUUUCAGGCCCUGCGAAAGCUCAAACAGCCGCUCGGCCAUCUGUUUACGACGAAGAAGAUGAAACUGUCUAUGGUUCGGCACAAAUUGAGAAAAUCGAAAACAAGCUUCUAUCUGUGGAUAACACGAUCAAUGGAUAUGUAGAGUAUCCAUCGGUUGCAACUUCAAUGCCGACUGUAAGGAUCGGUAAGAAGAGGCAAACGAUCGGUGCGAAUUCCAACGCGGAUCAUCGCCGACAAGCCUCUGAUCUCCUUAUCGUCCUAAUGCUCAUUAUCGGUCAUCAGAAAUGUCAGUGA
This is a messenger RNA of Bombus pyrosoma, 1320 nucleotides long. RefSeq names its product lachesin-like. Gene Ontology annotation, cellular component: neuron projection. Lineage: Eukaryota; Metazoa; Arthropoda; Insecta; Hymenoptera; Apidae. The record is from RefSeq and is a predicted model, not a curated record. Bases 1 to 1320 code for a protein of 439 amino acids. The transcript has 11 exons.